AUUGAUGGGCUUCACUUGCUCAGGGAGCAUGGCAGUUUGGUUUUGGACCUGCUCCAGAGUUCUUUUGCUCCAGAACUGCUGGCUGAAGCACUUGCUUCUACAGGACCUUCUCGGCAUUCCGUGCUCAGAAGGUGACUUGCCUCGAUGUUUCAGCAGGGAGCUGUGAAUGGACAGUUAUGAAACUGUUCUCCACGCCUUAAGCUAAGAGUUAUCAAGAGAGCAGCUCGGAGGCGAGUGCGAGGGAACACCGAUACUCUCGGGGUCAGGAAGAAAAGGCAUGGCACGGCAGGCUGAUCAGCAACAACUGCGGCUAGGGGCAUCACUGACCCCGGACGGGUCCCGGCUACAGGCUGCUGCCCGAGCGCUUCCCGUAGCCGCGUAACCGCGCUCCCACCGGCGCCACCCGCUGCCCCUGCCCGAGACGCCUCCCCGCCAGACCCCGCAGACACCUACCUGCGAUGAUACCACCAUCUGCAGCAACGCCUGUCAGUGAUGCUGUGCUUUUGCCAAGUGCAGCAUCUCAGGAAAUCUGGAGGUCACAAGUUCCAGGCUACUCUGGAUCAAUCACACAGCACAUAAGCCAUCGAGCCAACAACUUCAAGAGACAUCCCAAAAGGAGAAAACACAUCCACCCUUCACCACCACCACCACCAAAUACUCCGUGUCCUGUUGAUUUGAUUGACUUUGGGGAUCUCCAGCCUCAAAGAUCUUUCCUAGAACUCCUCUUUAAUGGGUGCAUUCUCUUUGGGCUUGAGUUCAGCUAUGCUAUGGAAACAGCUUAUGUUACCCCUGUGCUGCUUCAGAUGGGGCUUCCAGACCAGCUGUAUGGAAUGGUGUGGUUCAUCAGCCCUAUAUUAGGGUUCUUGCUACAGCCUUUGCUGGGGGCCUGGAGUGACAGAUGCACAUCAAGAUUUGGGAGGAGAAGACCUUUCAUUCUGGUCUUAGCAAUAGGAGCGUUGCUUGGGCUCUCGCUUAUGCUGAAUGGCAAAGACAUAGGGAGUGCCUUGUUUGACACCACCAAUAACCAUAAAUGGGGAAUCAUCCUUACAGUCUGUGGUGUUGUCCUCAUGGACUUCAGUGCAGAUUCAGCAGACAAUCCCAGUCAUGCCUACAUGAUGGAUGUAUGCAGUCCAGCGGAUCAGGACAGGGGCCUCAACAUCCAUGCUUUGUUAGCAGGUCUUGGAGGUGGCUUUGGUUAUGUUGUUGGAGGAAUACACUGGGAUAAAACCAGCUUUGGAAAAGCUGUGGGAGGGCAACUUCGUGUCAUCUAUGUCUUCACCUCAGUUACGCUGUCUAUCACUACUGUGCUGACUCUCAUUAGCAUUCCAGAAAGACCCUUAAGGUUCUUUAGCAGGAAGAAAAAGGUGAUGAAGAGUCCAAGUCUUCCUCUCCCUCCUUCUCCACCUUUCUUCUUUGAGGAAGGGGUAAAUGAAAACUUUGCUUCUCAUAACUCAGCUCACUUAUAUGCAAGUUUUACAGCUCCUGUUUCCCCCAUGAGUCCACUAACACCCAAGUAUGGCAGCUUUGUCAGCAGAGACAAUUCCUUGACAGGAAUUAAUGAGUUUGCAUCGUCCUUUGGGAUUUCAAAUAUCGAUGGUGUGCUUAUAGACUGCUUUACAGGCGGGCACAGUAGUUACCUGUCACUUCCAGCUAGCUUGCCCAGGCAGCCUGUCAGUGUUAGCUUUCCUCGAGCGCUCGAUGGCUGUUACCAAGGAGAAAACGGAGUUCUGGAGCAAGGGGAGAGCAGUGUAAUGCCGAGGCCUGAUGGUGAGGCACUAAGGGUGGGCUCACUGGAUGCCAUAAAGCCACGGUCAUCAGGGAUCCUGAAAAGACCUCAAACCUUGGCCAUUCCAGAUACUCUAACGGGACACUGUCCAGAAAAUAGCAGAAGAAGAAACGUAACCUUCAGCCAGCAGGUUGCUAACAUCCUGCUGAAUGGUGUUAAGUAUGAGAGCGAGCUGAAUGGAUCAGCUGAGACCUCUGAGCAGCCACUCUCUGUGAAACUUCUUUGUUCCACCAUCUGCCAGAUGCCCAAGGCUCUUCGUAACCUCUGCAUCAACCACUUCCUAGGAUGGCUUUCCUUUGAGGGGAUGCUACUCUUCUAUACCGACUUCAUGGGAGAAGUAGUGUUUGAAGGGAAUGCUAAAGCACCUCACAACUCAGAUGAGUAUCAGAAGUACAACGCUGGGGUGACCAUGGGCUGCUGGGGAAUGUGCAUCUAUGCGUUCAGUGCUGCUUUCUAUUCAGCUGCGCUGGAGAAGCUGGAGGAGAGGUUCAGCACUCGGACGCUGUACUUCGUGGCGUAUUUGGCCUUCGGGCUGGGCACGGGGCUGGCCACGCUCUCCAGAAACAUCUACGUAGUGCUGUCGCUCUGUGCUACCUACGGCAUCCUCUUUGCCACGCUCUGCACCCUGCCCUACUCCCUGCUCUGUGACUACUACCAGAGCCACGAGAUCCUCGUGGCCCUGGCCAUGGGCCCUCUGACCGCGGCCGUGGGCAGUGCCAGCGGCGCCAUGUACUUCGCCAGCCUGGUGUCCUUCCUGGGCUGUCUCUUCUCCUCCCUGUGCGUCACCUAUGAGUCACCACCCGCUGAGGAGAUGCCACCCACGGAGGAGCAGCGCCCACUCCUGCCCCGCGCACAGAACGAAUAAAGAGGGAAAGCUGCUACA
Molecule: messenger RNA, 2669 nt
Organism: Pogoniulus pusillus (Red-fronted tinkerbird)
Lineage: Eukaryota; Metazoa; Chordata; Aves; Piciformes; Lybiidae
Gene: SLC45A1
Product: solute carrier family 45 member 1
Exons: 11
Coding region: 459-2651 (730 amino acids)
Biological process (GO): transmembrane transport
Cellular component (GO): membrane
Molecular function (GO): sucrose:proton symporter activity
Source: RefSeq, a predicted model, not a curated record